ACUAAAAAACAAAUCUAAUGCGCAUGCGCUGACCGGAACUAGUUGUUUUGGACAUGCAUGCUUUUCAGUAGUGUGAUCAAUAACGUUUCAUGUGAUAUUUUUUAUAAAAAUUUAAAGAUUCAUACAGAAAAGUUUAUAUAUAAAACACUGAAAGGGUGGAAUAUCAAGAAUUAAAUUUUUUAAUGGUUGUGCCAUGAAGUUUAAAAAUCUUUUUAAGGUUAUGUUUUGAACGUGGGUGUAGCAAUGUGCCUCUAUAAUUAUAUUCACUAGUACAAAUAAAAAAUAUAUUACACACUUAUUAAACUUAUUUAUAAGUGUGUAUCAUAAUAAAAUUUUCUGUUGACAAAAAAGAAUUAAAAAAUUAUAACAAUGAAGUUUUUCACUAACUCUAUAGCACGUUGUGCUGCAAGAAUUGGUACAUUAAGUGGAUUUGAAAGAAUGCCUGAUGUUUCUUUUGAAACACCUUUACUUCUUGUUUAUACAAAGAGUGGCAGUGUACCACAUUUGACGAAAGAUAUCUUUAAAAUGGUAACAUCCGAACAACAAUUACUGUCUGUUUCACUUCCUUCUACUAUAUUAAUGGCAGAUAUUAUUAAAGAGGUUGAUACUUCUUUUGCUACUUUCGUCAAUAUGAAGGAAUAUAUAAACUUUUUAUCAAUUCAAGAUCCUGCAUAUACUACAAAUUCUGGCUUUCAACAAUUGGAUUCUAUUUCAGUUUGGUCUAGAAUAGGAAGAAUGGUUCUUACUGCUAAUAAAUAUAUGGAGCUUGUAGAAGCUUAUAAACCAGAUCUCUAUGUUGCUCUAUGCGAUGGAGAUACUAACAUUAAUAGUAGUGCAAAACGAGUAUCAAAGGCAAUCAUUCGAAGUAAAACUUUGCUAGAACAAUGUUUGAAUAUGCAUCUGAAUUCAGAUACAUUAAAAUCAAAAGGAAUAUUAGGACCAGUGGAAGGUGGUUAUAAUUUACAAGCCAGGGAAGAGUCCAUAGAUUAUUUAAAAGAUAAGCCUUUGGCAGGAUUUGUAAUAGAUGGAUUACACAAUAACGGUCCAACUGUACAGAAUAUUUCAUCGGAACAAAUUAAACAAGUAGUGCACCAUACCAUUAAUUUGUUGCCUACUGAUAAAGUAAGGGUAUCAAUGGGUUGUUGGAAUCCAGUUACAACACUUGAUCUUGUGGAGUUAGGAGUAGAUGUAUUCGAUUCAUCUUAUCCUUAUGUAAUUACUGAGCAAUCACAAGCUUUAACUUUUAUGUGUGAUCAUGACGCUUGCGAAAAUGAUCAAUACGCAAUAUCAGUAGCAGAAAAGAGAUACAAAGAUGAGUUUUCUCCUAUUUGUAAAAAAUGUAAAUGUCUGACCUGUCUGAACCACACGAGAGCGUAUCUCCAUCAUUUGCAUCAUACAAAGGAAAUGCUUGGAUCAGUACUUUUAAUGAUACAUAACAUCCAUCAUUAUUUGGAAUUCUUUACUGCAAUUCGUCAUAGUAUAAAAAAUGGAACAUUCAAUCAACUUCAGACAAGAAUUCGUUUGAAAUAUGCAACUACUAAAUCUGAAUGUACUGUUGCAUAACUAUUGCAUUAUUUUUAAUAAAUUAUUUUUACUCUA
Molecule: messenger RNA, 1599 nt
Organism: Linepithema humile (Argentine ant)
Lineage: Eukaryota; Metazoa; Arthropoda; Insecta; Hymenoptera; Formicidae
Product: queuine tRNA-ribosyltransferase accessory subunit 2
Molecular function (GO): tRNA-guanosine(34) queuine transglycosylase activity
Source: RefSeq, a predicted model, not a curated record